UAAUUUGGGUCGUGUGCAUCUUCAGAUGCAGAAGUACACAAAUAUUGACAAGAUUCUAAAAAAUGACAACUAGCCUUGUAGUCAAUCUGGGGAAGUUUUAAAACGUUUAUCCAAACAGAUAAAACAUUAGAAGGAAAAUACACAUUAAGGGCCAUUUUGGGUCAAUUUUUUUUGCCAAAAAUGGAAGUUUCCAGAAAAAAUAAAAAUUCUCAAAAGUGAACAGUACCCUUGUAUUCAAUCUGGGAAAGUUUCAAAACGUUUUGCCAAACAGCUAGAAAAAUUAGAAUGAAAAUGCAUAUGGGUGGGUGACGUGGCGGGGUGACUGGGAUGCUGACUAGCGAGUCAAUGGCCAAAACCAAUCAAAAUUGUGUUCAAACAAGUUCAGGGCUGGUUUUUGUUCGAUUUUGGAAGUUGAGGCUGUAAUGUAGACAAUUUUGAAGUUCUGGUUGUAUCUUAGACAUUGAUGACAAUUCAGGGUUGUAAUUUAGACUUCUCUCUUAUUUUAUGUCGUGCAGUGCCUAAAUUACCUAGACUGUGACUUAGCAGGAUUAAAUUUUUGGCCAAGAUAUCACAAAACUCAGCUAAAUUAUACUUCCUCUGUAAACUAAUAUAAGACCUUUUAGAGCUGAUAUAAAAGGUCUUAUAUUAGUUUACAGAGGAAGUAUAACGCUUGUCUUUUUCUGCAUGUUUCCAUAAGGGGUGACCCUUGGACCCCCACCAUCUUCUGAAAAUGUACAAUGCCCAAGAGGGUUCCACACCCUCCCCUCCCUCUCUCGCUUACGUGAUGAGUUAGGAACAAACCCAGGAGGAAGUACAUUUUCUAGGCGGACACAAGGUAUAUAUGGUUGCGGCACACAUCUAUUAGGCGUUCAUUCGAUUCAUGUGGAUAUGAUUUAUCAAGGAGCAUUGUUAGUUGUUAUGCUGUGAUGGCCAAUCGCGCCAUUUUAAAUGGCCAUGGGAAAACGUAAAGGGCCGUUCUAUGAAGUUGAGUUUGUAUUCACAAAUGUAUAUUGCCUCUGUUUGCAUUGGACUAACAAAUAAUUCAACUGUAUUUCCUGGCAGAAGUCAAUGUGUCUGGUUAAAAUCAAAGAUGUUCCCCUCGAAGGCAUGCUCUCUACUUUUUUUGCAACAUAAGAUACAUCCAUUGUAUAUAAACUGAUAUGCUAAUAAGAUUAUCAUUCUCGCUGCAGUUACUACUAUUAAAUUUAUUGAACGAAAGCAAUGGUUUAUUGUUGGGCUAGGGCCUGGGAGUGGCAAAAUCUAUGUGUAUAGCUAUAAACCGGAGGUGCAGAUAAUCAGGAGUUUUCGUGUUAAGAGAUACUUAUUAGGAAUCAACUCACUGGCCGUUCAUCCAACCCAACCGUAUGUGUUGUCAUCAUGUAGUGGGUACAUACAGCUUUGGGACUGGGACAAGAACUGGGAGUGCAUCAAAACAUUUGAGAAAUUAUCCUAUUUUGGGAUGGAAUUGCAACUUGCAUUUAACCCAAAGGACACCAACGAAUUUGCUAGUGUUUCACCCGAUCUGACAGCAAAGCUUUGGAGUCUCGAUUCACCCAAGCCUAACUAUAUUCUGGCUGGGCAUUCAGACAAAGUGAAUUGUGUAGAUUUCUUCACAACUGAUGAUAAUCAACAGUAUUUGAUUACUGGCUCUAGUGAUAAGUUUGCGAAGAUAUGGGACAUGCAGACAAAAACAUGUGUCCAAACAUUUGGAGAAUUCAAGUCUUCGGUUAUUUCUGUUGUUUCCCAUCCCAGUCUUCCAGUUUUAAUUAUAGGCACAAGAGAUGGUGCUAUUCAUUUGUGGGGCACAAAUUUCAGGUACAAGCGACAACUUAGCAUUGGCGGUCCUGGAGGUGCUAAUGGUCUCACAUGUCUGACGGCGUUAGGAAGGGUUGUGAUGGGAAAUGAGUCGGCGCUAUUCAUGAUGGAGAUCCUUGAUGAAGAACCAGAUGCUCCUGUCGGAAGUGAAGAAGCAGUUGGUAGCUCGGGCAGCAAUUGAAAUUCCCAGUGUGGGAGACGGUCGAUUAUGAAAUCUGAAUUGGCUAGACAUUAGAGCUAUCGAUGCCAGAGAAGCCAACCAAGACCUCAAAACAAAAAAAAUCCAACCGAGAGUAGUGCAAAAAAGAAAAAACACUUCCAUUUAUGGCGAGCACGGGGCGAGUGCUACUCAACUUCAAAAGUUUUUCUUCUUCAGGGUUUUUGUAUUUGGGUGGAUACAUCCUUAAAUCUGGCACAGAUUCUGUAAGGCGCUUUUGAACCUCUCUGUAUUUUCGUUUUUGCAUCAGAUGUUUUUUCUUCUGCUAAAUUUUGUUCUUCUGUU
This is a messenger RNA of Triticum aestivum (bread wheat), 2317 nucleotides long. Its product is annotated as putative coatomer subunit beta'-3. The transcript is spliced from 5 exons. Lineage: Eukaryota; Viridiplantae; Streptophyta; Magnoliopsida; Poales; Poaceae. Bases 1460 to 1996 code for a protein of 178 amino acids. Gene Ontology annotation, cellular component: COPI vesicle coat. Gene Ontology annotation, molecular function: protein binding. The record is from RefSeq and is a predicted model, not a curated record. Gene Ontology annotation, biological process: intra-Golgi vesicle-mediated transport; intracellular protein transport; endoplasmic reticulum to Golgi vesicle-mediated transport.